This is a messenger RNA of Seriola aureovittata, 1388 nucleotides long. It is a transcript of the gene gins1, whose product is annotated as GINS complex subunit 1 (Psf1 homolog). The transcript is spliced from 7 exons. Gene Ontology annotation, cellular component: GINS complex. Gene Ontology annotation, biological process: DNA replication; DNA strand elongation involved in mitotic DNA replication. Lineage: Eukaryota; Metazoa; Chordata; Actinopteri; Carangiformes; Carangidae. Bases 136 to 726 code for a protein of 196 amino acids. The record is from RefSeq and is a predicted model, not a curated record.
CACGGCGCUCCGGUGAUUUAGCCGCGAAACGGAAUACGUCCUCCUCCUCCUCCGUACGAGUCCAGGGUUUUAUGGCAGCAUAAAGAUUUAAUUCAUUAAUUUCUGCUCCGUGUGUUUGUGGUUUCCCGCCCCAGGAUGUUUUGUGAGAAAGCCAUCGAGUUAAUCAGAGAACUUCACCGGAUGAACGACGGACAGCUGCCCGCUUUUAACGAGGACGGACUGCGGCAGGUUCUGCAGGAGAUGGAGGCUCUGUACGAGCAGAACCAGAGCGAUGUUAACGAGGCGAAGUCUGAGGGUCGAGCUGAACUCAUUCCCUCAAUCAAACUGCGGCACUGCUGCCUGCUGAGGAACCAACGCUGCCUCACCGCAUACCUGUAUGACCGGCUGCUGAGGAUCAGAGCUCUGAGGUGGGAGUACGGCAGCGUCCUUCCAGCCAAUGUUCGCUUCCACAUGUGUGCAGAGGAGCUGCAGUGGUUCACUCAGUAUAAAAAGUCUCUGGCCUCCUUCAUGCGUUCUCUGGGGGGAGGGGAAGGUCUGGACAUCACUCAGGACAUGAAGCCUCCAAAGAGUCUCUACAUCGAAGUGAGGUGUUUAAAGGACCACGGAGAGUUUGAGAUCGAUGACGGGACGGUGAUUUUGCUGAAGAAGAACAGUCAGCACUUCCUGCCACGGUGGAAAUGCGAGCAGCUGAUUCGUCAGGGCGUCCUGGAGCACGUCAUGUCCUGAGGCCUCGACGUCAGAGAGCAGAGACGAGGACCGAGCUAAACCCCACCCCCUCCAUGUGCGUUCUUUAUUUUAACAGCGGACAGAUGUUGAAACGACACAGAUGUUCACAUCCUCCAGGACGAAGUUUGAGGAUUAUUGUGACGAAAAAUAAAAAGUUUUUUUCUAAACUCUGCGUCAGUUUGUGAAGAAAACAAACAACAAUAUGAGUCGAAUAAAUAAACAAAUACAUAAACAGCUGAUCCACAGAGUGAGAUAAAAACAUAAUUUAAUAUGGUUUUCAUAUGACAUCAUCAUCAUCAUCAUCAUCGUACAUCAACAAGGUGACGCCCACACAGGUGAGUUUGGUUUGUGGCACCUGAACAGGAAGGAGAGGAGGAGCAGGAGGUCUCACUCUGAGGGAAAAACACAGACUGAAACCAGGACAGCAGCUGCUUGCAGACACUCAAAUGUCUCCUGACCCCUGACUCCACCGUUCACCAAAAUAAAAGUCUCACUUUGACAUUGACAUUAAAAAUAACAAUAAAAAUAUAUAAAAUAAAGUAACAUAAUACCCUCAUGGCUGAAAUACUUCAGAGUAGUGCCCACCUGUGGAAUGCAUAGGUGUAUGUGUGUGUGUUCAGUUUCUCUGACGCAGCUUCGGGGGGGGGGGCUCAUCCACCACC